GCUGCUGGCUAACUUUAGUUAAAAGCGAGGACAGACGGUAAGGCCUAAGGGCGACACAUUUUCGCCACGAAUUGAGAACUUUUACUCGAGUUUAAAGGGCUGAUAUUCAGCAGCAUCAAUCAGAGAGAGAGAAGAGUGAAAUCCCCACCCCCCCACCAAAUGAUGGAGCAGGAUAAAGAUGGAAUGGAGCCAGAGCUGGAUGACUUCAUCUCUGAAGAAGGUGCAGAUGAAGACUUGAAUGGAGAUGAUAAACCACUGAAAGUAUCUGGAGGCGAUUGUUCAUCAAAGAAGGCAUCUAAACCUGGGAUCGUCUACCUGAGCCGAGUACCCCCUCUAAUGAGGCCACAGAGAGUCAAGAAGAUCUUCUCGCGAUACGGUGAAAUUGGGCGCGUGUUCUUACAAGCUGAAGACAAAUUUAACCGCAAGACCCGUAAAAAGAAAGGCGGUAGUAAAAGCAAGCGUUUCACCGAAGGCUGGAUCGAAUUCAUGGACAAAAAAAUUGCAAAGAGUAUUGCCCUGACAUUCAACAACACUCCCAUUGGAGGAAGGAAACGGAGCAUCUAUUAUGAGGAGCUGUGGAAUCUGAAGUAUCUUCAUCGCUUCCAGUGGGCACAUCUAGUGGAGCGUCUGGAAUACGAACGACAGGUGCGUCAGCAGCGAAUCCGUACCGAGAUCUCCCAGGUCAAACGAGAGACAGACUUUUACAUGAAGAGUGUGGAACUCGGUGAUCAGUUGGUGAAACAGGAGAAGAAGACAAGAGAGAAAGGCAAGGAGUGGAUAGCAAGAGUUCGAGCUCAUAAACAGAGGGUUACUCAAGAUGAGUUUGAGGACACCAAGCCAAGGAAGUCUGGAAAAGUUUCAAAGAACACUUUGGGAAAGAUCUUCAAGAAAACCAGCAAGUCAUGACAAGACAUUCUGUGUUCCAAGGAUUACCGGUAAUCAUCGAUAAAUACCUGAACAAACUUUGAAGUUCAUUUCUAUUGCCAGGAGAUAGGCCUGAUUAGCCUUUGUAAAUUAUUGUAGAUUUAAUACCGAUUCAUGACUAAGUCCUUCUUCGCGAUUUUAUUAUCUUAUUGACAUUAUUAUUUUAUGGAGUCAUGAGUAUUAUUCAAAUAAGGUAUUGCUGCCGUAAUCUGGCAUUUUUUUCUGCAGGAAAAAUAAUUCCCUUUGUCUGUAUGAUUGAGAGGAAAGUUAUAAGGAUUUCAGGAAUAUAUUUUCAGGGUACACUUCUACAACUUGUAUUUAACUUUGUGUACUAAAUUAUAGUCACAGCAAACAAUCAGUCCAUAAUGAAUUAUUUAAAUUCACAAUCAAAUGUCCCCAUACCAUCAUACUUGUAGAUCUAGAUCUAGUAAAUUAAAUCUGAUUUUGUUAAAUUAUGAAAUCUAAGCUGAUAGUGAACUGAGCACACUGAAGAUCACAAACACAGAUACAAGAGCUGUGAAAGCAUCAAAGCAAUUGUGAUUUUUGCAUGGUCAGCCCCCCCCAUUUCAAAAUCGUUCACAACCAAUAAGCAUAUUUAAGAAUCUUGUAUUAUUUCGCUUCAAUACAGAGUAGGUGUUUUAUUAAGCAGUUCAUCAGUUACCUUACAAGUGACAUAUCAAAUGACUGGUAACCCUUUCUUGCAGUAAAUGCUACGCACCAGAUUUUCAUUAAUGUUGAUUUGGUUCCACAGAAAGGGUCACUAGUGGUUUAUUAAUUCUCUCUUAACUUACGCACUGCUUUUGCAAACAUUUGAAUAGCUUUUCAGACUUCAUGUGAGUACAUGUACAAAUAUUUGACUUUAUUUACUAAAUAGUGUUUCAUAGAACUGUUCAUUAGUUACUAAUGAUUUUACGAAUGACUGGUGAUCCUUUCCUGUGGUACUCAUAUAUUAUAUGCACCAAAUUUUCAACGGUGGUAAUUUUUCUCCUGAGAAUGGAUCAACAGUCGUUUAUAAAGUCCGCUCGUGACUUACAAUGUACCUACAGCUUUAUGAAACACUAUCUGGUAAAUGAAAUCAAAUGUAUGUACUCACAUGAAGUCUUUAAUGCUUUUCAAAUGAUUCAUUUGUUGUCAUCAAGUUUUCAUUUUAAUGAAAUUUCAGGGCAUCGGAUCAAGUACAUUCCUUGAUGCUUGUAUGCGAAGAGUAUUUUGUUUCAAGUUUGUGUUCUCUAGUAAAUAUCAGAUCAAAUUUUAGAAGCAUUGGCAUGUUUCCUGGCAGAAGGAGCUCCUACUGACUUCAUAAAAUCUCAAAAGUCAAAAUCAUAUUGUAUGAUGUUUAGACAAGAUGACCAAAAGAAACAGCCAAUCCCCGGUUAAUGCCUUAAAUGUCAUUUUUUUCAUGGUAAGUCCACUUUACCUUAGAGCACUUUCAUCUUUUUUAUUAAAUAAUGGGUUGAAUGGGCUAAAUUGCUAUUUCACCAAGUGGUUAGUAGACAAAUUGUUUGAAGAUGAAAUAGUAUUAGACCAUUUGGUAUGAGAAAAAAUGGAAAGCAUACAGAGUGGGGGUAGAUUAGACUGAAAGAUCUGCUGUUUCAGAGGAUUUUUUUUUUUUUACCAUUUUCUCAUUUUUCCUCAAUCCUCCUGGAGGUAAGGCAUGCCGCGAAGCCAGAGGAAGUCUCAGCUGAGCAUGUCCUGAUUGAAAUAGACUGAUUUUUUUGUCUUGUGCAGAACAUACAUGUAAGCCUAUUAAUAGACACAGGAUAUUCCUCUUCUGGUUAGUCAUGGUACAUGGUAACAUAAAUGAAUACUUUGUAAGAAAAUAAAAAUAAAGUAACCUACAAAAUAUAAACAAAAAUGUGCCUAUAGCAAAAGAAUAAUUAAAGUCAUCCAAAUUCAAACA
Lytechinus variegatus (green sea urchin) is the source of this 2824-nucleotide messenger RNA. Its product is annotated as activator of basal transcription 1-like. Gene Ontology annotation, biological process: endonucleolytic cleavage in 5'-ETS of tricistronic rRNA transcript (SSU-rRNA, 5.8S rRNA, LSU-rRNA); small-subunit processome assembly; endonucleolytic cleavage to generate mature 5'-end of SSU-rRNA from (SSU-rRNA, 5.8S rRNA, LSU-rRNA). Gene Ontology annotation, cellular component: nucleolus. NCBI's taxonomy places the organism in Eukaryota, Metazoa, Echinodermata, Echinoidea, Temnopleuroida, Toxopneustidae. Gene Ontology annotation, molecular function: RNA binding. The transcript has 3 exons. The coding region runs from base 160 to 906 and encodes 248 amino acids. The record is from RefSeq and is a predicted model, not a curated record.